AUGAACUCACGCAGUACAAGCAGUGAUGCAGAAGCUGCAGCAUCCUUCUCAUUCUAUCAUUAUGAUCCGAGUAUGGCUGCUGCGGUUAUCUUUAUCAUCCUUUUCUCGGGAACGACCAUAUUCCACAUAUACCAAAUGUUCCGGACACGGACUUGGUUCUUCAUUCCUUUCGUUAUCGGAUGCAUUUUUGAAAUUAUCGGCUACAUCGGACGCGCAAUGUCCAGUAAAGAGUCACCAAACUGGACUCUUGGACCAUACCUCCUACAAACAUUAUUCCUGCUCCUCGCCCCAGCCCUCCUCGCAGCCUCUAUAUAUAUGUUUCUCGGUCGAAUAAUCUUAGUCUUAGAGGCAGAAUCUCAUGCAAUCAUGCGAAAGAAAUGGUUAACCAAGAUCUUCGUGACGGGUGACGUCCUCUCCUUUCUCUUACAAGGUGCCGGCGGUGGUAUCCAGAGCAGCGGCAACCUCGACAGCAUGAAGCUCGGCGAAAAAAUCAUCGUCGUCGGGCUUUUCGUUCAAAUCUUCUUCUUCGGUUUCUUCAUCGUCACGGCGAGCUCAUUCGACAUGAAGCUGAAGAAAUACCCUAUUCCAAGAUGCUAUUCUACUGAAAUCCCGUGGAGGAAACAUCUCAAUGUGUUGUAUGCGUCGAGUAUGAUGAUCAUGAUUCGGUCUGUCUUUCGCUUGAUUGAGUAUCUACAGGGAAAUAAUGGGUAUUUGCUGCAUCAUGAGGUUUUCUUGUAUAUUUUUGACGCGGUGUUGAUUCUCAUUUCUUCCUUGAUUUUCAACGUCUGUCACCCGAGUGACAUUGGUCGGUUUUUGACAAGUGAAGCGGGUCAUGAGCUCAAGGAUAUUUAUAGUGCUGUGCCUUGA
Molecule: messenger RNA, 867 nt
Organism: Aspergillus alliaceus
Lineage: Eukaryota; Fungi; Ascomycota; Eurotiomycetes; Eurotiales; Aspergillaceae
Product: RTA1 domain-containing protein
Exons: 3
Coding region: 1-867 (288 amino acids)
Cellular component (GO): membrane
Source: RefSeq, a predicted model, not a curated record